AUGCUGCCAUCGUCAUUGUCUGGUAUUUACCAGCAGUAUAAAUCCGACACAGACACCGUCGCAGAGUGGCUCGCCGUCACAGCUAACAAUCAUGGUUAUCACUCGGGCACCGUUUCAUUAGCAUCAAAUCCUGUAGCUACACGAGGCAGGCUCAAGGGAAAGGCCCGGAAACAAGCUAAGACCAAUAUUCCCAUUGCAGCUGUGCCAGUACAGAGCUCCCUGAGAACGACCCAUAUCGUGAAGACAAAGGAAUUUGAAGCCAUGGCUGUGCAUAUAGCUAGCUGCAGUGGUGUCGCCAUCCCGCCCUACUUUGCAAAAGCCCUCGAUCGAGUCAUCAUGGUCCGCAAAAGCUUCGCCGAAAAGCUCAAUUUACACGGCGUCAAGGUCAGCAUCCAGUCAGAGAAGAGCCACUCCUACUUUGUAGAGGUGUUGGAGAAGGUCAGGCAAACUCUUCAGCCGCUGUGGAAGGAUACUGGUACAAAGGCUAAACCUGCAAGCGAGCCAUCCGGAGGACUGUUUCGUAAUCUAUUCAGCACGCUAGAAGUAUACCAGACUUCUGAAAAGUUUGACAACGCACCCGACGUUCCGCCUCCCCCACCAUCACAGACCAAGUACAUCGCAGAGUCUAGUAACUCUAUUGCGGAUAUUGUAUUUGCCGUCACCGCACUGCUAGACGAUUAUGGGCAGCUUCGAAAUGAAAUCAAUAAGCUUUGGGCCGACUACACGAUGGGUCGACUAGACCUUGCCGCCGUCUCUGUUGCCACCAACAUGUCCUUUGAGCUUGCACGCAGUAUGGAGGCUGACCUUGAGCCUCUGCUGAAAGAGGUGGGCGCUAGCUUUGCUGCCAGUCUUGAUUCCAAUGGCCUGUCACUUCAAGAGUAUAAUGGAAAAUUUGGCUUUUACGAUGAAACAUUAGGUCGGUCCAACCUGAGCAACCGUCAAAAGUGGAAGCAGGACAUGACAGCGGUGUUUGCACUCAUGGCAGAUUUGAGCUUCCUUGUUACCAAGCUUGGUUCUCUAUCUGUAGUGGACGAAAUAACCCGUGGAUUGGCAUAUAUCGCAGACGAGAAGCAAAAGUCUUGCCCUCUCUGGCUUGCUUUUGCUGUCCAAGUAUACCUCGACAUCCUGCAUACAUAUGCACAAACCUGCGACGGACUAGGUACAAUGCAAACUGAAAGCCGUCGGAUAAGGUAUCUGAUGCUGAAGGUGCCAGCCGCUCAAAGCAGUCAAGUUAUUCGAGCCACAAGUCUCUGGGAUGAUGACCCCAUCUGGGCCGCACGCAAAAUCGCAGUCGAAGUAGGAUUGCUUCCCAAAGUUCGAACGGCACCAUUCACCUUUCUGAAGCGCAACCCAAUGUAUUGUGGUCUUUUAAUACAAAACAUGCGGGCUACCGUACAGAAUGAAGGUCUACCGUACGCCGCUACACCAGGUGCCCUUGUUGGCGUCGUUCAGCUGUACCAUGCGCUUCGCAACGAAGGCUUGAUUGGAACUGAUUGUGUUUGGGAAGAUUUGCAAACCUUUUGGGACAUCCAAGGCAACGCAUCCUUCUUUGUCGGCAACUUACCGACCACAAAAGAGGCCUAUUUUAAAAAUUAUUCCCUGAGCAUUGGCACAUCAGUUACCCAUUGGGCAGCACCGCAGAGUAAGCGCAAGACAAAGAAAAAAGUCAUUGUAAACAAGGAUAACAGACGCAACUUGAUGCCUAUGGGUUACGUCUCGCUUUACGUCAACCAUCGUCUUGAGCACCCUGGCGCACGAGAACCAUGGACGUGCGCUCAUCUUGAAGAGACGUUGAAUUCGGGCUUUGCUCAACGCUAUACAGAUAGCGCGUCGCAUCUCCAGCCAGAAUUCAAGGCGACUGUGGAAGCAGCCAAGUUACGUAUCUCCGCGCUCUCACCACCAGGCUUAAUUCGCGAGAUGGCCGAUGCCAUUCAAUGGGAGGUGAAGCACGGUCACUGCUUCAAUCUCUUCACGAUACACAACGAAGCAUGGCUCUUCUUAGAGCAGCUCCAAGAAGCCACUACAGCCGUCCUUGGAAAUAACCCCGCCCUUAACAGCAGCAAUAAAGCACAGAUGUUGCCGUUUGUGUCGGGUAUUUGUUUCGCAGCAGCUGCUGGCAAAACUCUCGACCACUCCCAGAAGAUGGUGAGCAGCGAUGCAUUGUUCCAUGUAGCAGCGGCUGUUUUGGAAGUAUUCAUUCGAGAUGGCCAUGGGCGCGCCAUAAAGGAUAUUGCCACCAAGUUUAUCAAUCUCGAAGAUAUCAAAGGGCCACGUCAGGGACUGAUUCUCUGGGGAUUAAACGACAUGAAGUUUGACGAUGAUUCUUGGGGGCCUGGUCUUCCAGGCGGCGGUGAAGCAAUGGCCGAGCUGGAGAAGCUGCUGCGGAUGCUUAAAUCUUCCAUGGCGUAG
Molecule: messenger RNA, 2409 nt
Organism: [Torrubiella] hemipterigena
Lineage: Eukaryota; Fungi; Ascomycota; Sordariomycetes; Hypocreales; Clavicipitaceae
Source: the annotation of a GenBank genome assembly